This is a messenger RNA of Colletotrichum truncatum, 747 nucleotides long. Its product is annotated as phosphomannomutase. Gene Ontology annotation, biological process: protein N-linked glycosylation; mannose metabolic process; GDP-mannose biosynthetic process. The record is from RefSeq and is a predicted model, not a curated record. Gene Ontology annotation, cellular component: cytosol. NCBI's taxonomy places the organism in Eukaryota, Fungi, Ascomycota, Sordariomycetes, Glomerellales, Glomerellaceae. Gene Ontology annotation, molecular function: phosphomannomutase activity.
AUGAUCUCUCUUGUAGCUUUCGAUCUCGAUGGCACGCUCGCCAUAAGCAAGCAGCCUCUGCAAGCCCCAAUGGGAGAGGUACUGGCCAACCUGCUCGCCGUCGCCCACGUCGCCGUCAUCUCGGGGGGCGACUGGCCUCAGUUCCAGAAGCAGGUCACUAGCCGCCUGCCGGCCCAUGCGGACCUGUCGAAGUUAUGGCUUAUGCCGACGACGGGCACGAAGCUGUACCAGCAUAAGGACGGCGAGUGGCGGGCGACCUACGCUGAGCUUUUUGCCGACGACCAGAAGAAGGAAAUCCUCAAGGCUUUCGACGCCUCGCUUGAGGCGACCGGUUUCAAGCCCGAAAAGACCUGGGGUGAGAGGAUCGAGGAUCGCGGCAGCCAGAUCACCUUCUCCGCGCUGGGCCAAGAGGCUCCCGUUGUCGCGAAGGAGGUUUGGGAUCCCUUGUUCUCUAAGCGCAAGGUUAUCCAGGCAGACCUGCUUAAGCGGCUUCCUGACCUGUCUAUCAAUAUGGGCGGCGCAACCUCCAUCGACAUCACGAAGAAAGGUGUUGAUAAGGGAUACGGACUCAAGAGGCUUAGCGCCGCGAGCGGGAUCCCCCUCGACCAGAUGAUGUUUAUCGGCGAUGCCAUCUUCCCGGGAGGCAAUGACUUCCCUGCCAAAGAACUCGGACUGCCGACGGUGCCGGUGCUCAACGUGGAAGGCACUCUUGCUGCGAUUGCCGCCAUCAUUGCUUGCCUUGCUUAG